UCGUGCGUCAUCAUCGAAUAAAAUUUUUGGAGCAAAGUAACAGUCCAUUGUCACGUCUACCGGAGUAUGAUUCAGGCGUCUCCAGGCGAUCUCGCAAUUUCUGGGCGUUCACGAACGAGAAGGACAGAGUCGACAGGACUUGACAGCUGUAGCCAGCCCCCUCGAACACCUUGACGUAGGAGUCUUGACCUUCGUUCGCUGCCUUCUCUCCCUUGCACAAUAUCACGUCCUUACAAAUUCCCUCCAUAAUUUAAUAAAAUAAUUUAACAGAGAAAAAAGCCCCAAAAAUGUGAGCAAAACGUGUUUCCAUCGUAGUGCUGUGUAAUUGUUAAUGAGACAUUAACAUUUGACAUGUCUCAUGACUCUACGCAUUCAGGUGCACUUGAGGCACCAUUUGGGGAACAUAACCUCAAUUUUCUUCGAUGUGUUCAUCAAUGUUCAUUGAUGUUGAUCGUUGUUGUCCCGAAAACAACACGCGAAAAUUAAAAAAAAUACAGUUGAAUUUUUACUGAUCAGUGGGAAGUGAUAAUUAAUUAAAUUGAGAGUCAAAGUGAAUUAUUGAUGAAUAAUUGGAAGAGAAACUGCAGUGAGUAAUGCGAUAGUUGGAGAAUAGUUGGAGUUGUUUGGCUUCGUCGUUGGUGAUGAGACGUGUCGAUGAUCUCGAGUGCUGACGAAUAACUUUUUUCAUGAUUGAGGGAAUCGCUUAAUGAAAAAGGGAAAAUGCCGACAGUGAUAGCUCUGGACGUUUCCCUGUCGAUGAGACGUCCUGUCCCCUCGACAGGACAUGAUGUGCCUCCCAGUGAAGUACUGACGAGGCAUCACCUCGCUGUGCAGGGCAUCAAUCAUCUCCUUCAUUAUUUGCAAGUCAAUUCUAAACUCGAGUUUGUGUCGUUGGUGGUAUUCUCAUCAAUGUACGAAAUGCUGUGUCCCUUUACCCGAGACUACGACAUGAUAAGGUCGAGACUGCAGUCGAUUGAAGAGCGCGACAAAACUUGUAUAGAAACUGCUCUCCAUGGGAUUAACACAGUAGUCAUGUCAGAGUGGGGAAACACGACUGCCUGCCAAGUUAUCCUGGUCACCGAUGGCAAUCCAGGCGUUGGACCAAUGUCCCUGGGACAUUCCCUGAACAACAUGCACCUCGAAAGAGAGUCCAAUCCAUUCCCCCUGCCCUUUCCCUACCCGGGAAAACUGAAUAUUGUCUGUAUUGCAGCUCCACAAGACUCUGGACUGAAGUAUGGAUUGCCCCUUUAUCAACGACUGGUGGAUUUAGCUGGUGGAGAGAGUGGAGUUCUCGUACCUGAUGGACAGCUUUCAAAGACAACAGUCAACAAUUGCUUCCAGAAAUUAGCAGAGGCCAACUACGUUUCUUUCCAAGGAUAUUUGAAGUGUGGAAAUUUGGGAUCCAGAAUUCUUCUAUCUCCUCCUCCAAUGUCAUACACAAAAAAGACAGAUUUUGAAUUGCUGUCCGGACUGACCCUCUCGAAAACCCUGGAAAUCUGUGGCUUCAUCUCAGUAGCAGACGUAGGCAGUCCAAGCUCAAUCUCCAGGCACCUGAUCCUCCCCCUGCCAACCGAAAAAACCCCGAGUAUGCAGGGCAUUUCCCCGGACGAGGACUCAGACGCUGAGGAUUAUGGGGACGAGGGGAGAUCUCCUUCAUUCUGCGUGCUCCUCCACGGAGCACUGAAAGUAGAGAACAUGGCAGCCUUAUGCUUGUUGAACAACAAUUGGUACGGCUUCAUCUACUCCUGGGCAGACACCAAGAAAAAAUCGAAUCUCAUGCUGACACUGCUGGAGCCAGGCUGCGACGUUGUGCCCUGGCUGGGGAAUUUCAACCACUUGGGGACCAUCGAUGCAGCUUCGAAGAGUGUGGAGGUCUUGAGUUUUCCGUUGAAGCCGGCUGAGAAGAGGAGCUACUCGCAGAAUGCUCCGUCGUGGAUCAGACAAGUUGGACUGCAGUCGGAUAUUCAGAAGAUCCUCAGACAUGCCAGAAAACUGCCGGAGAAGACCCAGAACUUCUAUAAGGAAUUGAAUAGAUUGAGACGUGCAGCCCUAUCCAUGGGUUUCGUCGAACUCCUGGAAGGGUUGGCAUCGAUAUUCGAGCGUGAAUGCACCCUCCUCCCCCCGAAUCUCCACCUAGACUGCACAAUCCAGAUGGGGCACGUUGCGGAGAUGUUGAGAAAGCCUUAUUCCAGAGAAUUAAAAAAUAAUAUCACACCAGUGAGAACCCAAUUUCACAAAGUUUAUACGUUGGACCGAAGAAGAGACUGGAAAUUUUUUCAAUAACGGUCGCUGCGAGCAUUCGAUCGACUGUCGACAUUCUGCCGGCGUUUAGAUUCGUUUCGAAGAAUUCUCAGUUCUAUUUCAUUACUCUGAAAAGUAA
Diachasma alloeum is the source of this 2380-nucleotide messenger RNA. RefSeq names its product integrator complex subunit 14 (gene IntS14). Lineage: Eukaryota; Metazoa; Arthropoda; Insecta; Hymenoptera; Braconidae. Gene Ontology annotation, cellular component: integrator complex. The coding region runs from base 721 to 2283 and encodes 520 amino acids. The record is from RefSeq and is a predicted model, not a curated record. Gene Ontology annotation, biological process: snRNA 3'-end processing. The transcript is spliced from 6 exons.